Durusdinium trenchii is the source of this 825-nucleotide messenger RNA. The record is from the annotation of a GenBank genome assembly. NCBI's taxonomy places the organism in Eukaryota, Dinophyceae, Suessiales, Symbiodiniaceae.
AUGGGAUAUUUGCCUGGAGGGCCUGGAGGAUUUGGAUCUGGAGGUCCUUGGAGUCCAUGUUCACCUUUUGGACCUUGUGGGCCUUGUGGACCUCAAGCCUGUAGCCCGUGUGGCGCUGGUCCAUGUGGACCAUGCCUGGGUGGGCCGUGUCCUGGUCAACCCUGUGCGGGAUUGAGACCUCGAAGUAUGGUGACUCCAGCUACGUUGGCGUCCAUGUCACCUCCCAUGCAGAAACAACUCUUGGGAGAGAAACUCUACAGCGAGAUUGCUCCACUAAAUCCGGCUCAUGCUGGCAAAAUCACUGGCAUGAUGCUGGAGAAGUUGCAGACUGGUGUUGUUCGCACCAAUUGUGUGGAUUGUUUGGAUCGUACCAACGUGCUGCAAUUUUUCGUUGGCCUCGAAGUACUCAAACAACAGCUGACAGCGAUGAGCUGGCUGCCGGAGCCGAAGAUGGACUUUGAAUGUCAGGCGGUGCUGGUUCUCAGCGAACUUUAUGAUGUGAUGGGAGAUCAUUUGGCCUUGCAGUAUGCUGGUUCCGUCGCUCACAAGAAGUAUCAGGCUUUUGACAUCAAUUCAUCGUCACUACAACAACUCCUUCACAGACAGAGAAAAGCAGGCCUGUUGCACGGGAAGGGCACUGAUAACCUGCGUCCUUUGCUGGCUGAUGAACUACUCAUUCAGUACAUUUCUGAGUCCCACACUUUGCUUGAAGCUGCAUUGAAGCGCAAAGCACAAGGCAUGCCUGAACCUCUUUCUUGGACUUUAUCAGCCUGCAAAGCACCCACCUAUGGAGAAAUUGGACUGCACUUGCCCAAGGAUGCUUGA